Molecule: messenger RNA, 1531 nt
Organism: Phyllotreta striolata
Lineage: Eukaryota; Metazoa; Arthropoda; Insecta; Coleoptera; Chrysomelidae
Source: the annotation of a GenBank genome assembly
UCCGUCACAAACUUCAAACACUAGCACAAAUUUUAUAUGGAAUUUUCUAGAAAAUUAAUAUUCUAGAAUCUAGCAAAGGAAACUGAACUAGAUUAACGGAUUCAUCUGAAUGCCUGCCACCAUUCGACGUUCAUAACCGACAUUUACCUAGUCGAUUCAAUCGCCUUGUAAUUAAUAACCAACAUUUAAUCUACCUCCAACUUAAAACCUUCAAAUCUAUCUUCUCCCUUUAUACGACUCUUAAUAUGGCUAAAUGGGGCGAAGGCGAUCCCAGGUGGAUAGUGGAGGAGCGACCGGACGCCACCAACGUAAACAACUGGCAUUGGACGGAGAAAAACGCCGGCCCUUGGUCGAGGGAGAAAUUAAAGAGCUGUUCGUCGGGCAGAAAAUCGAAUCGAACGAAGCCGAUCUCACCAUCAACUCUGUGGAUAAACUCGAAGGCGAGGCCUCCGCCAACAACAGAAAAGGAAAAUUGAUAUUCUUCUACGAGUGGGACAUCGUGUUGAAGUGGGAGGGCAAGCUCAAAGACGGCACCGAUCGAACGUUCACCGGAAAGAUUAACGUACCGAAUUUAUCCGAGGAAAAUGACGCUUCUGAUUUAGAUAUACAAAUUACCAUAAAAGACGAAGACGAGGAGGGCACGAAAUUGAAACGAAUCAUGCUGAAAACCGGCAAAGAGUUUGUUCGUUCGCAAUUGGUCAAGUACAUUUCCGGCUUGAAAGAGGAAUUCUCCAAAGGGAUGAUUCUGCCCAAAAAGGGCGAGGAGAAAGUGGACAGCGUGAAAAUGCUCACCAGCGGUUUCAACAAAACCAAAAUCAACAUGCAACCCGUAGUGAAUCACGAUAACAAACAAAUAGGUCUCAAAAUCGACACUAAAUCGUUUAAACAAACUCAGAAGUUCCAGUGUACUGCACAGGAGUUUUACAACGCCAUGACCCGAAUAGAAAUGGUUACGGCCUUUACGAGGGGCCACGUGAAACUGGACCCGGUCAAAGGCGGGAAAUUCGAAUUGUUCGGCGGCAACAUAAUCGGCAAAUUCGACGAGCUGGUGCCCGAUAAGAAGAUCGUCAAACAGUGGAGGUACAAGCAGUGGCCUGAGGGGCAUUAUUCUACAGUCACCAUUAGUAUCGAUCAGAAAAACGAUCACACGGAAGUGACGUUGGAGCAAACAGGCGUGCCAACCGGCGAGUUGGAGGUUACCAAAACGAAUUGGCAAAAGUACUAUUGGGAUGCCAUGAAGCAGGCGUUCGGGUUCGGGGCGUUCUUCGUGUAGAAAACACUUUUUAUAUUUAAUUUGUACAGUCGAGGUUUGUUGUUGGAGGAAAUUGAGAAUGCCUAAAUCGUUUAGUUUUAUAGUUUGAUUGAAACAUUUCAACGUACUGUUUAAUUUUAUUUUGGAUUACUUUACUUUUGGGGUCGUACGUAUCUGGUUUUGUAGAUAUCCCGUUCCCGUGCUGGUACACAUUUUUAGGUAAUUUAUUUAAUGCCCGCUUUUUUUGGCUGUUAUGAUAUUUUGUAAUAAACGAAAACA